AUGAAGCAGCUAAUGAAUGUAGCCCGUAAAAGGUGGUACUCAUCAGAAAGGACGCAGAGCGCGAACCCACUAAUCCUAAUUUCGAACAACCAAAAUAUACAUUUUAAUUUAUCCGUAGAAAAUUUUCUACUAAAUAAUUACAGCGACUUGUUGAAACACUUAAAUGUGAACACAAUUGAAAAGUUUGACAACCCUGUUCUGUUCUUAUGGAGAAACAACCGAUCCAUUAUAAUCGGAAAAAACCAGAAUAUUUGGAGCGAAUGCAAUUUAGAAAAUAUAAAAGAAAAUAAUGUCCUAGUGGCUCGUCGAUUCACAGGUGGAGGAGCAGUCUACCACGAUCUACAAAAUCUUUGUUUCACCUUUUUAAAUAAUACUCUAAAUACAGAUAACAAUUUCUCUAUCAUUUUAAACACAUUGAAAAGGCACUUUGGCAUUGAUGCGAAAAAGCAGGGAAGAAAUGACAUAACUGUGAAUGAUCGAAAGUGCUCAGGCUCUGCUUUUAAAAAAAUCAAAAAUGUGUUCCUGCACCAUGGGACUAUAAUGGUGAACCUUCAGAAGGACGUUUUAAAAUUAUACUUAACUCCGGACAAGAUUAAAUAUAUAAAACACGGAGUGUCUAGUGUCAAUGCUCGAACCAUCAACUUGAAGGAGAUAAAUUCUAAUAUUACUUGCCAGAAUUUAUGCUGCGCGCUAAUUAAAGAAUUUCACGCGUUUUACAAAAAUGCAGUCCUGACCGAGCAGGGGGAAGAGAGCCACGCUGCGACGCUAAAUGUAGAAGACUACACAGGUGGGGACAAGGGUGUCACUCCACCCGAACAGCCCAUCACGCACCUAAAGGAAGGGGAAGUGGAAAAGAGCCUAGACAAUUUAAUCGAUAACUCGUCCCCUAUUUCAACCCAUUUUAAUAUCCAUUACAUAGACACAAAUGAAAGCAUUACGAAAAAUCCAGAAUUUUUAAAAUAUUUUAAUCUGCUCAAGGAUUGGGAUUGGUGCUAUGGAAAAACUCCCAAGUUUCAAAACCGAUUAUGUAAACAAUUCAGUUUUGGAAAGUUCGAGGUUUUUUUCAACGUAUCUGAAGGGAUGAUUAAAGAUGGAAACAUUUUUUCCGACUGCCUAGACGUCAAUUUAGUGGAACAGUUAAAAUUUAUUUUUAACAGCGAUGUUAAAUAUUCGAAGGACAGCGUUGCUUCUUUUUUACGCGGUGUGCAAGUAGAGAAUAAGGAUACUCUGGCGGAAAUUACCGAAUGGAUUUUACAAGAACUUUGA
Molecule: messenger RNA, 1266 nt
Organism: Plasmodium fragile
Lineage: Eukaryota; Apicomplexa; Aconoidasida; Haemosporida; Plasmodiidae
Exons: 1
Coding region: 1-1266 (421 amino acids)
Biological process (GO): protein lipoylation
Cellular component (GO): mitochondrion; cytoplasm
Molecular function (GO): lipoate-protein ligase activity; lipoyltransferase activity
Source: RefSeq, a predicted model, not a curated record